AUGUCGCUUAUAGAGAUCGAGUCUGAGGACCAGUUCACGCAGCUUACAAAGGAUGACCCUACUAAGUUGAUUGCCCUUUACUUCCACACCCCUUGGGCUGCCCCAUGUCAAACGAUGAACUCGGUGGUGAAGACUUUGGCUCAGGCCAACCCAAACGUCAGAUUCCUCUCUAUCAACGCUGACGACCAUUCCGACAUUUCUGAGUUGUUUGAAGUUUCGGCUGUUCCAUAUAUAAUAUUGAUUCGUAACGCUACGAUCUUGCAGGAGUUGAGCGGUGCUGACCCUAAGGAAUUCAUUGCAGCCUUGAAGCAGUUCUCUGGAGACACGGCUCCUUCUUCUGUGGAUGGUGCUGCUGCUACCCAAGCUAGUCUGGACGCAGCCCCAGCUCCUAAAGAGCCAACGGCAGAGGAGCUCGAUGAGAGACUCAAGAAGCUCACGGCAGCUGCCCCAGUUAUGCUCUUCAUGAAGGGUUCUCCUUCCUCGCCCCAGUGUGGCUUCUCUCGUCAGAUGGUGGCUAUCUUGAGAGAACACCAGGUCCGUUUUGGUUUCUUCGACAUCUUGAAGGAUGACUCGGUCAGACAGGGCCUUAAGACGUUCUCCGACUGGCCAACCUUCCCACAGUUAUACGUAAAUGGCGAAUUCCAAGGUGGCUUGGACAUCAUCAAGGAGUCUCUUGAGGAGGACUCUGACUUUUUCCAAACUGCAUUGGCCGCAUAG
Molecule: messenger RNA, 717 nt
Organism: Candidozyma haemuli
Lineage: Eukaryota; Fungi; Ascomycota; Pichiomycetes; Serinales; Metschnikowiaceae
Gene: GRX3
Product: monothiol glutaredoxin
Exons: 1
Coding region: 1-717 (238 amino acids)
Molecular function (GO): 2 iron, 2 sulfur cluster binding
Source: RefSeq, a predicted model, not a curated record